This is a messenger RNA of Hibiscus syriacus, 874 nucleotides long. RefSeq names its product peptidyl-prolyl cis-trans isomerase FKBP13, chloroplastic-like. Gene Ontology annotation, cellular component: chloroplast. The transcript is spliced from 6 exons. Gene Ontology annotation, molecular function: peptidyl-prolyl cis-trans isomerase activity. Bases 1 to 744 code for a protein of 247 amino acids. NCBI's taxonomy places the organism in Eukaryota, Viridiplantae, Streptophyta, Magnoliopsida, Malvales, Malvaceae. The record is from RefSeq and is a predicted model, not a curated record.
AUGCGGGAAUCUGCAUGUCAGAAACCCAACUUCACACCUCUUACUAUGUGUAACAUUGAAACAUUCUACAUUAAGGACAACCUCGAAACCAAUAACUGCAACCAAGAAAACCUCUUAUCACCGUCUACUGCUGAAUUCACCACUCCACCACCGGCCAAAGAGCCAUCCAAUGAACACUCUUUCUUCUUCAUGAACCACCGAAAGAGAAUAGAAGGAAAAACCCAACAAAAUGAGAAUUCCAACAAGGUGCUGUUGAAGAGAAGAGAAGGAAUUGGUAUCGGUUUAUGUGUUGGGAUUGAUAAUGUUUUGUUGCAGUUUCUGCCACAGCCCGGUCCCAGUGUUGCGGCCAUUGAUGCAGCCACGGUGGCUUGUGAAUUGACUGUUAGCCGUUCAGGUUUGGCAUUCUGUGAUAAAGUUGUGGGGAAAGGCCCUGAGGCUGUUAAAAGGCAGCUGAUAAAGGCACAUUAUGUAGGGAGAUUGGAGAAUGGGAAAGUGUUUGAUAGCAGCUAUAACCGUGGGAAGCCUCUUACAUUCCGAGUAGGUGUCGGUGGGGUGAUCAAAGGCUGGGACCAGGGUAUUUUAGGUGGUGAUGGAGUUCCUCCCAUGCUUGCUGGGGGAAAACGAACAUUACGGCUUCCUCCGGAGCUUGGAUAUGGUAUGAGAGGUGCCGGCUGUAAAGGAGGUUCAUGUAUUAAACCCCCAGAUUCAGUUCUAUUUGAUGUGGAAUUCAUUGGCAAAGCAUGAAAAACAGCAUGGAAGCUUCCUCUUUGUGAAUAAUGGGAAUUUUUACAGGAAACUACAUUCACUUUGUUUUAGGUUUUUGAUAUAUAUAUAUUUUUUAAAUUAUGGAUUAAAUGAAAUCAUUGAUGACACA